Molecule: messenger RNA, 1416 nt
Organism: Hypoxylon trugodes
Lineage: Eukaryota; Fungi; Ascomycota; Sordariomycetes; Xylariales; Hypoxylaceae
Product: MFS general substrate transporter
Exons: 2
Coding region: 1-1416 (471 amino acids)
Biological process (GO): transmembrane transport
Molecular function (GO): transmembrane transporter activity
Source: RefSeq, a predicted model, not a curated record
AUGGCGUCCUCAGUAUCCGACCACACCGAGGUCCCCGAGGGGGUAAUCGAAGUCUCCAAACAACCCCUAAAACACUCUAUCUUCCGCUCCGUACCCUUCCAAAUCGCCGUCGCCUGCGGAGUAUCUUUUACCGCACCCGGUAUGUGGGAUGCGCUCGGCGGCCUAGGCGCCGGUGGUGCCGCCGAACCGUACGCCGUAUCCGCAGCCAACGCGCUAGUCUACGGACUCUUCGCCAUCGUAUGCGUAGCCGCGGGCGCGAUUAACAACCGCAUCGGUCUACGCUACGGUCUUGCGUUGGGCGCUAUCGGAUACCCGCUCUACGGCGCGGGAUUAUAUACGAAUAACGUUAAUGCUACGACUUGGUUCAUGUUGUUCGGUAGCGCGCUGUGCGGUAUCUCGGCGGGUUUCUUUUGGGCUGCGGAGGCGGCUAUUAUUAUCGGAUACCCGAGUCCCAAGGACCGCGCUUUUUACCUUGCGAUCUGGCAGUCGGCGAAGGCGGCGGGCCCGAUUGUGGGUGGUGCUAUUAAUUUGGGACUUAAUGCGCAGAAGUCGAGUGCUGGGUCUGUUGGUUCGGCUACGUAUAUCGUGUUUAUUGCGAUUAUGUGUCUGGGGCUGCCUGUUGCGCUGUGCUUGAGUCCUGCGAGUAAAGUCUGGCGACGGGAUGGCACGAGGGUCGUUGUGCGGAAGGAAGCGACUUGGCGUGCUGAGUUCCAGGCUGUGGGUCGAUUGAUCGCUUCGCGACGGGUGUUGCUCUUGCUCCCGGCUUUCUUCAUCAGUUACUUCUACAACGGCUUCGUGAGCACUUGGUUGACGAAGUACUUCACGGUCCGAUCGCGCGCUUUCUCGUCGUUUUUCACCAACUUCGCUGGUAUCUUCAGCUCCUUCCUCGUCGCUGCGCUGCUCGAUCGUCAGAAAAUCCACAUCCGAACACGUGGGCGCAUCGCUUUCAUCUCAAUCGUUGUUAUACUGAUCGGUACCUGGAUCUGGGCUGUAAUCCUGCAGAAGCGAUUCUACGAUGAGUCGCCUGCCCCGGUGUUCGAUUGGUUUACCGGCGGGUUUGGAUCGGCGUAUGCGUUGGUUUUCUUCUGGACGUUCGCUGGCCAGGCUUUCCAGCAAUUCCUCUACUGGCUCGUUGGUCAAUAUGCGACGGACCUAUCUUCGCUGUCGCAUCACACAGGUAUUCUGCGUGGUGUUGAAGCGCUCGGACAGACUGUUGCUUGGGCAAUGCAAUCUGAGGGCAAUGCCAACCAUUUCGUCAGCAUUGGUCUCAAUUUCGGCAUCACUGUGCUCUGCGUCCCCUUCACCUGGAUUGUGCUUUCUGAGCUAGAUCACAGCCACGAGAUCAAGGUAACGGAGGAGCAAGUCAUUGCCGAAAGCGUGCAGAAUAAGCAAAACGGUGUUGAUGAGUCGGUCUGA